Molecule: messenger RNA, 5606 nt
Organism: Ornithodoros turicata
Lineage: Eukaryota; Metazoa; Arthropoda; Arachnida; Ixodida; Argasidae
Product: cap-specific mRNA (nucleoside-2'-O-)-methyltransferase 2-like
Exons: 1
Coding region: 298-2223 (641 amino acids)
Biological process (GO): 7-methylguanosine mRNA capping
Cellular component (GO): cytoplasm; nucleus
Molecular function (GO): methyltransferase cap1 activity
Source: RefSeq, a predicted model, not a curated record
UUUCGACCUUGGAUGCAGGCCAAAGCAAAGGCAAAGCACGCACUAAAGCACAAAAUGCAGGGUAACUUGUGACGAUGUAGCGACGUCUCGAAUGGGAUAGUGACUCACAGUGGUGCUGCGGUGGAGGCGGCGCUUUUAUAUUAGGAAAUGUGUUUACAGUAUGGCCAACAGCUGUCACAAAGCCGCGAAGUGAAUCGUACGAACAGCGCUUUCUUUCCUGCGCGACGCCUGAUUGCGCAUCCAUUGAACGUGCCGUGAAACUUGAUAAUAUGAUCGAUUCCUGAGAGCCCUGCCCACAUGUCUGCCUUAGCAGAAGCAAACUGCCUAUUCGAAAGGGUAUUUACCUUUCAGAAAUCUAAUUCCUGGUGUCUUCCUUCUGAGAAAGCAUGGACCGUAGACGAGGCGCAGUGGGAAGUUCCCGCGCUGCAGCAGCUCAAAGCAGAGCUGAAUUUAACCAAGAGUCUGCUCAACUGCAUGGAACCCGUAGAAUGGCGUCGCCACACUGCGUGGACAAACCGUGCUGGUUACGUCUUAGCUCAAGUCCGUCGUGCCGCCAACCCAACGCUUCUCACCCAAGCGUGGUGCAAGUUUUACGAGAUACUACAUGAAUUUGGUGUAGCGGAGGCGGAGCCCCUCCGUUCUUUUCACCUGUGCGAGGCCCCAGGUGCCUUCAUUUCCGCGCUUCAACACUACUUGGAAGAACGAGCCGUAAACUGGUGCUGGUAUGCCACAACUCUCAACCCUUACUAUGAAGGAAAUAGCACAAAGUCAACGGUGACUGAUGAUCGUCUCAUUUUUAAUACUCUAGGCCACUGGUAUUUUGGUCGUGAUCAAACUGGUGACGUUCUUUCACCAAGUUUUUGCAUUGAUGACUUCAUGAAGGACCAGGAACUGUUUGACUUAGUUACUGCAGACGGCAGCGUCGACUGCCAAGAUGAUCCAGCGGAACAAGAAGCAACAGUGGCACCACUGCAUUGUGCAGAGGUGGCCAUGGCUCUUAAACUGCUCGCAAAGGGUGGUAACCUUGUACUGAAAAUGUUCACAUUUUUUCAAAGUUGCUCAGCUUGCCUUCUCUUCAUACUCAACUGUAUUUUUGAGGAAGUACACGUUAAAAAGCCCACAUGCAGCAAACCAGGCAACUCUGAGGUGUACGUCGUCUGUUUGAAGUUGCGACAGAACGUCCCAGAUGUUCUUUCGGACAUGUUGGUGAACGGUUCGUUUCGCUUUCCACUUCGCUAUUUGCCGAGAGAUUAUUUCGCGCAACUGUACAACUGUGCUCGUUAUUUUAAACAGCUACAAGAAUACACAAUUCAGGAGAAUGUCCACUGGUUCUCUAUGUCAAAGAACACUCAGCUGUCGGUGUACCUCAAGCAGGUCAAAAACGUGGUGGCAGCACUAUACAUGGAAAGGUACCCAUGCAAGCCGGCGUCAAAGCCCUUGCACGGCGUCACAAGAACACAAGGCGUCGUGGCAGAUUUCCGCGGAUGGAACGUUGUGAGCUUCGUGGAACGCAGCACGAAUAAGCAUUGGUGGAAGGACAACGUUGGUGCUAUAAUCAAACAGCUAAGUCAGUUCGAGAGGCAGGAGCAGCUUGACACGGCCUUUGCUCACAAAGAAUACGAUCGAGUCGUCCCGAAAGAUUCCUGGAUUGUCCGGGGCCGUCCGUACGAAAACGUCCGCAUUUCAAAGUUUUGCUCCCAACCCCUGCUCGAUCUCGCGUUGAUGCUGGGCUAUUCCAGCGAAGUAUCUAUGCAAAGCGCUUGUUCUGUAUCCAGAGGUGGUCCCGAGAGUAUGGAGAUGGACCUGACCAAAAUAGUGCUCAGGCUUCGUCACUCAGAGCAGCCCUAUCCACUAGCUCUGCGCUUACCCGAAACGCUGAGCCGUCUCUCAGCAGGUAUAAUUUUCCUUCUCAGUUCCGCAUUUGAAACUACCUCGGUUGAAUGUCCUGGGUGGCUGAAGACACCGUUGUGGAUAUUUGACAAGCCACGGCCAGGUCGGGUCGCAACUGUCGCGAGUCAUUUUGAGCAAGCGGAGGCUGUCGAAGGGGACGAGAAACAAGUCUUGUUAGAAGUCGUUCCGCUCGAAUAUAUGUGCCAAUGCCAAGAUUUUGCAGAUUUCCUCGUCUCCAUAAAUGACACGUUGUUAUAUCGAUGGAGUUCAGGUAUACUUACUCAAACCUCACCUUCAAAGUGUGACAAGGAUGGAACAAAGUACAGAAAUUAGUAUAAAGAGCACAUAUAUGGUGCCGAGAGGGCUCUCGGCGAACGACAUGUUGUACUGUGUAUUUCGAUGUUCUACGUUUUAGAGGUUUUAUAUGGGAAGCUUUUAAAAUAUGACUGCUGUUCUAGAGCAAAUAAAACAUCCGUAUAAACAGGAUUUUGAUGAGAAGACUAGAAGUCAAAGGGGCUGUGACACUUUGUUCUGUAUAGUUUGCUAUGUACCGCACACCAGAGCACUGAGCAAAAAAGCUAUUUUUAAAAAGCCGUACUUCGUUAACUAAACUGCAGCGUCUAGCUCUGGCACUGGACUGGGAGCCUCAACAAUUCCUAUAGGUUGUUGCAAGCAUACGACUGGAGGUGAUCAUGGAUAGGACUGCAUUCGCGUGACAAGAUCCGCGCUAGUUGAAAUAUGUGCUUCCGCACCUGUAUCGAGUAUACCUGCACAUCCGCAGUCAUUCCAUUUGUAAGAAAAAAUAUUUUCAGCAUGCGAACUUUCUCAGGAACGUUAUGUCAUCCAGUAGCAACAGCAGCAGUUAAAGGCACAGCAACGCAUGAGAUGGCACAUUGUGACACCACCUUGGAUUCGCUGCGAGCUUUCAAUUAGGGCUCCCCCUAGUUCUUGUUGACGGAGUCACUAAUGCUUAUUUGCUGGUAAAGUGUGGAUAUUUGCACUUACCACAGAGGCGUCUGGUUUUCAAAGCGCUUCAUUUUUAUCUGUAAACCAGGAUGUCACGCGGACCUGCGGAUAUAACAGCACCCACACAUACCUCGACAUAUUACCUCUUCUGCGGUUUUGUCAUUGGCAGAUGUGCCUGCCGUAUUGUCAAAGCUGGACAAAUUUCAGUAUUUACGGUGCCAAAUUUCUACGCGUCUGUUACUGCAUUUGCUUCAAAACUUGGAACGCAAGUUAACAUCGAGACAAAUGACUGCCUUUUAGAUUUGUCUUGCACAGCUUGAUGCAAAGUGUCAUAACCCCUUUAAAGGAAAGUGGCGUAGGGCCACGAUCCUUUCUGUCGCAGUUUUUGAGCGAGCAAUGUCAAAGUCAAGCAGCCUGUUGAUGUAGUCAAGAGAGUUGGGAAUCUGCAAUUUGGUGACUAACAUACAGUAAACCCUCGUUACGGCGAAGUCAACGGGGCACGGAAAAAAAGUCUAUAUACGUUGGAAUUCGGUAGAAGCGGAAGCGUCAUAGAAACUCUUAUGGUAGCAUCGGGAAAAAUGUGCAGAAACGCUUAAAACAAGCAUUCCAUCAGGCGAACAGAUAAUAGUACUGGAUAGACUGGCACCCUUUUAAAUCUGCGCGUAAUAAAAACUAAGAAAGGUAUAAGCCGCGAUUGCCAUACGCUAUAAAAACAGAAGCACACAGAACCGAAUCAUAAUUCGGAAUGAUAUUGCAGUCUUUUCUUAGAAGUUGAAAAUAGUGGGCGUGCGCCCCACUCUGUGGUCAGUUCACAAGUGACAACGCUAUUCCACAUACAGUGAUGCGGUGAAGUUCUGUUCAUAGCGCAUGACCUUUCACUGGCACCUGUGGCGUUACUAGAGGGGUGACAUGUACCCUAUUGACACCGCUGGCUAGGAUUAAUCCAGCUAAUUGAAUAGACUUCGGAUGGGGCAUCAUGAAGCUUCCGAUAAGGUUGCAAUUGUUUUUUUUUUUUUUUUUUUUUUUCAUUGACAGUUCAAAAAAGCGAUCUCGUUAUAACGAGAGUUUACUGUAUCUCUGUAAAUGAAUGCAGGAAUAUUGCAGCUUUUAACUGCAGAAUGUACGAGACCUGUCAUGUGGGUAUUUGUGUUGGGUAUCAAUAUAUUACUUGCCACUCAUGUCUAUAAGAAGAAGUCUUUUCGGGAAAUAUUAGCCACGAGAUGGUACACUUUAGGAAGUACAAACAUCUGCUGCACACUAGGCUGCUGUGUUAGGCAGCAUCAUCAAUACCGUCUGUUGUCUCUGAUUUCCACUUCACCUGUGGCCUGUUAGUGCUGGGUACUUGUUGGCAAAUUAGCAGGUUUAUAUGCUGAAAAAUGUCCUGCACAACCCUGUAUUACAGUGGUUUAUCCAAACCCCUCCCCCCCUACACCCCCCAAAUGUUCAGUGAUACCUCCCUAACUUUUUCACAUGUGUACCCCCUACAGGAGGUGCCCUUACGAGUUCUGCUUGAGGCCCAUGUCUGUAAUGAUAUGUUAAGCUGUAAUGAUGUAACUUUAAUUGACCCCCCCUCCCCCCAUUUUUUCUAACACCCCUCGAUGCUUGGGAUUCUGGAUACACCACUGCCCUGUAAGCAUCUGCUUGAGAUCUGACAGAAACAAAAGGUGAAUGUUUGGCAGUGGCAAUGCAAAACUUAACGACACAGUCUGAUGUAGACGACCUUGGUAAACAUGUCAACAGUGUCCGGCUGAAAAAAAGGGGAAUGUGAAUAAUGCUGCACAAAUAAGUCAACAGUAAACAGAUGGCACUGAAGCAGUUGGUGAUCUCAAGGUUGUGUAACUCGCAAAAGUAGAGCCACUUUUGUGAAGUAUAUUUUUUAUAAAUGUCCCAGGUGACUAGCUUCUACAAAUGACUUCAUUGGGCAAGAGCUGUAAUUGCACCUACUAUUGGCUCGCUAUCAGUGGCUGAAGGCUCAUUGUUUUUAUGCUUGUCAAAAGAAGCCCCACCAGUGUUCGGCUGUAGCAAAACGGUGUAACGAGGGCACUGCACGCGCCUCCUGCUAUUCGUGGCUGGCGACAGCACAAGAGUAGAGAGCAUGUAAUGUGACAGUGUAUGCAAAAAGGAAGAAUCUGUUUCUCAACUUCUCAACUUUGAUAAGGCCAUUCCAAACUGUUCCCUUAAGGUGUUGUGUGUCUUUGGUGGCAGUGUCGUAUCUUGUGAAUAGUGAGCUUUCCUCCUGGUAUGGUGCAUAAAAUUCGAAUAGAAAAUUUUUAGUCUCGUAAGUGUACCAAAUGACCCACUGACGCAAACGAUCUUGGCCAGCAGAUCUUGAGGUUGUGCAUUUUUGGUCAAGUUUAUGCGUAAUACUUGUCGCAUAAUAUUUUCUAUAAAAAUAUUUUGGAGCUUUUUUCGGAGCCUUUAUGAGAAUGGCAAAAGCGGUACCAGGAAGAAAGUGUGUGACACGACAAAGUAUUUUACGAGUAUACUGCUGGCUGCGCCAGUACUAUACUAGAUCCAUCAGCGGUGCUACUGUUGUUUGGUUGAAUUGUUCGGUACGUGUUACAGCUGUGAUACUAUACCGGAACCACAGCGCACUUUAUAUAUGAAUGUACUAUUUGUAUUGGUAGCCUUUGUAGGAUUGACUUCAACUCGAAUUUCACUUUACUGUUGUAGUCCAUUGAGCCUUUGUCACUGUUGUGUACUUUGUACUUCGGCAAAAGACUAAACAAUAUAUGUCUUACACCCUCCGA